Sabethes cyaneus is the source of this 1617-nucleotide messenger RNA. Its product is annotated as fatty acyl-CoA reductase wat-like. Gene Ontology annotation, cellular component: peroxisome. Gene Ontology annotation, biological process: long-chain fatty-acyl-CoA metabolic process. Gene Ontology annotation, molecular function: alcohol-forming very long-chain fatty acyl-CoA reductase (NADP+) activity. NCBI's taxonomy places the organism in Eukaryota, Metazoa, Arthropoda, Insecta, Diptera, Culicidae. Bases 14 to 1600 code for a protein of 528 amino acids. The transcript has 4 exons. The record is from RefSeq and is a predicted model, not a curated record.
CGAAGAAUACAGUAUGUUGGAGCAAAUUUUCACCAGGGAGGACAUCAAGACGGUUCGCCUGGAAAGUCCCAAGACGCCGAUGGGGGAUUUUUUCCGUGGGAAAACCGUCUUUCUAACCGGCGGAACCGGAUUUUUGGGUAAAUUGUUCAUCGAAAAAUUGCUGCGGUGUGAUGUGCACGAAAUAGUUCUGCUGAUCCGCAGCAAACGGGAUCGAACACCACGGGAAAGGUUGCAGCGGCAGUUGGAACGUGAGGCCAUAUACGUAAGGUACGCCAAACAACCGGACUUCUACUGGAACAGGUUACGCAUCAUGGAGGGCACCCUGGAGGACGGCAAGCUCGGCCUGACCGAGCCGGAGCUGGACUACCUGCGGCGGAAUGUCAAUAUCGUAAUUCACUCCGCCGCGGACGUGCGGUUCGAUGUUUCCCUGAAGACUAUCAUCAAAACGAACGUAACCGGCGCUAAUGAACUGUUGCAAAUUGCGCUGGACAUGAAAAACCUGGUUUCCUUUUUGUACAUUUCGACGGCGUACUCCAACUGCAACCAGGAGGUGGUUGCGGAAAAGUUCUACGAAAUGAACGUCGACCCGAUGGCGAUGGCUCGACUGGUGGAAGUGACGGAGGAGCAGCACUUGGAUGCGUUAAGCCGAAAGAUUAUGCAUCCAUGGCCGAACUCGUACACCUACGCCAAAGCACUGGCGGAGAACGCCAUUCGGGGCUACUGCGGUCGACUGCCGGUAGCGGUGAUUAGACCGUCCAUUGUAAUUUCAACUGCGGAAGAUCCCAUUGAAGGAUGGACUGACAACGUGUAUGGUCUGAAUGGCGUAGUGACUGGAUUCGGAUGUGGUAUUCUACGUGUUUUGCACUGCAAUAGUGAUUAUCAUGUAGAUAUUAUUCCUGCGGAUUUGGUGGUAAACUCUAGUCUUGCUGUCAUAUGGUAUACGUCGACCAAGCAGCCGAAUCAAGUUUGCGGUUCGGCUGAAAAUGUGUUUAACUGCACGACUCGACUGGAUAAACCCUUUGCAUUCUCUGAUGUCAGUAAAUAUUCCAAGGACUACAUUCUACAGCUUCUGCCAUUAAAUGCGUUGUGGUAUCCGACGUGCAAACUCACGCCAUCAGCUAACGUUUACUAUGUGCUACAACUGUUCUAUCAUUUCAUUCCAGCAAUUUUGUUUGAUUGCCUGGCGAAGUUAAAUGGGAUGGAACCGAAGGUUUUAUAUAUCUAUCGGAAAAUUCAGCAGUUCAGUGAUGUUCUCACCUUCUUCACCACCAACGAGUGGAUAUUUAUCAACGACAAAAUGCGAAAAGUCUACGACAGCAUGGCACCGGAGGAUCGGGACUAUUUUCCGGCCGACAUUAAGAACAUCAACUGGGGCGACUUUUUCCUAACCUAUCUGCUCGGGCUGCGAAAGUACAUCGUCCGGGAGAGUCUUGAAAAUCUAAAACAAUCCCAGCGGAAGUGUUUCCGGCUGCUGCUGGCUCACUAUUUGAUUCGGUUGGUAGUUUACUCGGCACUGGCUGCACUGCUGUAUGCGCUGCUCACAAGAUCAACGUUCAAACAUGGGUUGAAGUUUAUCCAGGAAACCAUUGUGUUCUAUUAGAUUAAGAGAUUAAAUAA